This is a messenger RNA of Pocillopora verrucosa, 4731 nucleotides long. RefSeq names its product von Willebrand factor D and EGF domain-containing protein-like. Lineage: Eukaryota; Metazoa; Cnidaria; Anthozoa; Scleractinia; Pocilloporidae. Gene Ontology annotation, molecular function: calcium ion binding; Notch binding. The record is from RefSeq and is a predicted model, not a curated record. Gene Ontology annotation, biological process: Notch signaling pathway.
AUGAAUGUUGCUCGAUUGAUAGUGGCAUGCGUGUUUAUUCUCGUCACCUUCUCUCAUGCAUCCCUUGGUCAAGGCGUUGCAAGCUGUAACGGAUGCUGCCAACAGGGAAAUUAUAAAGAAAUAAGUGAUUCCCGACGCAGUACAAAAAGCGUAUGGAAGCCAGGUCAAACCCCGUUAUGUGAUCAAACUCUGAAAGAAGGUUGGUAUCGCUUUACCAGCUUUGUUGGAGGAGCAAUGCCGACUUCGAUGGUAAAGCAAAACCACUGCGGUACUAAAGCUCCGAUUUGGUUGAAGGAAGCGCAUCCCGCUACUAAUGUGAUAAAAUCAGUUAAAGCCUGCGUAAACAUAUUUGACAGAAGAGGUGGUUGUUUUUACGAAUUUGGAAUAACUGUCAAGAACUGCAGUGGGAAAUAUUACGUCUAUUAUCUCAAGCCAACAUAUUCUUGUUACAUUGCCUACUGUGCUGGAAAUGGACAGCCUUGCCCUUAUGGACAGGAAGGAAUAUCAUUGAAUAAAUGCUCAGUCGCAGGGCCUGUGACAUUUCCAAGUAGCACAUACUUGGGAAGACCAACUAUAGGCUAUGUCGUCGCCGGCACCGCUGCUCCUGACACAGACAAGGUCAAACUCUAUUGCCAGGUGUCUCUUCUAAAGGGUAUUGAGCUUUGGAAGAAUGUGACGUACCGUAUCCAGUGGUACUCGGAAGGAACGUUAAUAGAUAAUGCAGCACCAUUCUGCCUUCCAAAAAGUGGUCAGUUGGAAAAUGAUAAAUCUUGUCCAGGUUCAGGUCGACGUAAAGAAAUUCGCUCUCAGUUAAGCAACUUUGGGCCAGGCCAGAGAAUAUCAUGCAAUGUAUCUGCGAGGUUCACUAAUGUUGAGCCCAGUAGCUGGUCAGAUCCACUGCAUGUCACGCAGCCUUUUUUUGCUGGUAUACAGGUCUAUCCCACCACCCUCAUCAUAAAGGAAUGUGACACCCCUAAAAAUAUCGCACUCACCCCAACAAUUCCAGUGCGAAAAAAUUCCGUUGGCUCCUACCUCUUGGUGAAGUUUUUCCUUCCUCCGGGCCUAUGGAUCAUGGACAAAAAAGACUGUCUCAUACAACUGAAAGGAACCAAAUCUGUUACAGUACAGAUAGGGGCUACUUGUACAACUCUUCAUAGCAGCGAUAGGCUGAAUGUUGUCACCCCUAGGAUAUACAACAAUUGGGAUAGUGAAUUCUGGGGUUUCCUCGGUCUGCCGACAAUCUGGGUUACUGUACAACAGAAAAACACUGAGAUGAGGAAAUGCAGAUCUGUAACUGAUCCUCACUUCCUUAUGAUGGAUCCAAGCGUGGGUUGGAGAGAUUUCAUGGGCCAUGGUGAUUUUACUUUGUACAGCAACACCGAAAAAAACUUUGAGGUGCAGACAAGACAGUGGGCUUGCAACAAUGCCAAAAGCGUAACUUGUAACUGCGGAGUCAUAUUACGAGAUCAUAAUGACCUUAUUAAAUUUAGUUGUUGCAACCCAAGUCUUACCAGAGAUGACACCACACCAAUACAAGUCACCAUACCUCGGAGCAAAUGCCUAGCCCCUGGAAUAUCCUUAAAACAGGUUAUUAAAGGUUUUAACAGCAAGUACGAGGUUAUAUUUCCCACUGGAAUAAAGGUUGAGUUGGAAAGAAAUUAUUGGGGCAUAGAUGUCACCAUCUACGCUCCGCAAGCGGAAAAAGAGGCUAACGAGGACGGAUUAUGCACGUAUUUACCAACAAAGGGUGAUAUAAAUACAUUCGGAAACAGUCAAAGAAAAUUCCCAAGUUACUUCCAUAAACUUCCAGACAAGAUCAAUGAACACAGUGGUGGAGUAAACUUUGAAAAGGCCUGUGCUUGCAGCGAAGACGAAGACAAAAAUAUAACAGAUGACUGUCAUGAUGGAAUACCUGUUUUCUUCCGGGGCCUCGCAACUAAUCAAAAGCUUAAUAGAAUACUGAUGUGUAACAGGAAUAUUAAGAGAGACAUAACAAGUUCGGAUGACCUGACGGAGGACGAUUUUGAGUUGUUCAAGAAACGUGAUCAUCCAGAAGUUCAUGAGCGACAAAAACGAUCUAUACUUCAAGUUUCAAAGGAAAAUGCGACGCGGUAUUGCACGGAAAAAUUAGAAAAUACAACCAUAGGAAAGUUGUGUGCCAAGUUAGGAACAAACAUACAAGCACUAGUUAAUGUUUGCUCGGCUGAUAUCGAGUACACUGGCGACCUUUCUUUUGCCAUCGGAGCUGUUUCCCUUUUAAUGAGUGAAUGCAACGAUGAGGCAGUCCGUAACAUGACAUUUAAUGUAACUGAUAUGACUGACUUGGAAAUGCCUACAAUAGUAGACCAGAUCGCCAAGAUCAUGUGCCCUAAUGACUGCACUUUUAAUGGAAAAUGUGUCAACGGGUCAUGUCUUUGCGAUAAGGGCUAUACUGCUGACGAUUGCUCAAUAUCAAUUUACCAAAAUCCUUCUAUAAAGCGUCUUCAAAGCGAUGGGUUAUGUGAUAGGCGACAAAGACCAUGUAAGAGGGCAACCGUUUUAGGAACUCAAUUUUUAAAUUCGACCAAUUUGACCUGCCAUAUAAGUGAAGUCAAGAUUUGGAACAGUUCAUGGGUACCAAAUGACGCCGAGGUUAAAUAUCCAGCGAUGAUGACGGAUCUUGUUUUAGUGGACUGCUUUUUACCAGAUUCCCCAGUGAUGGCUAGGCGAUAUGAUGAGAAUGUGAAAGGAACACCAGCAGCUGGACUGAUGAUUUCAGUGUCAAACAAUGGCUUCUCUCAAAGCGACCAGAAACUUAAGUUCAUAUCCUACGACUCUGUUUGUUUGAACUGUAAUUCUUCACAAGGAUGCUUUCUGAAGACAAAUUCUUGCCUAAUCAACAAUUAUUGCUUCGCAUCUAAUGAAGCAAACCCAAAGGACUGGUGUAGUCAAUGCCUGCCUCACAUUGAUGCAAAUUCUUGGAGUAAGCGACAAGUCAACCACCCACCCAAAUUCACACCCAAGACUGACUACUAUGCACUUUAUGGAGAGAAGCUUGAGCUGCUGAUCGAAGUAUCAGAUCCUGAAGGUAUGCCAGUAACCAUCUCUAGUUUGGAAGGCACUCCCAAAGAAGCGAGGAUACAGAACAAUAUUUUAUUUUGGAAUGUCACAACGAAUAAAACCACUCCAUUCUACUUUGAAGCCACCGACAGUUGUCAGGCUUCAUCUACUUUAAACAUCACCAUCACCAUCAAUGUCUGUCCAUGUAAAAACAAAGGUAAAUGCGUGCCUCACAAGCCCAGAGGAAGUGGUAUUUAUACGUGUGACUGUGUCGGAGGAUAUACGGGGCAAUAUUGCGAGACAGAAAUUGAUGAAUGUCAGUCUUUUCCUUGUUUACGAGGGCAGUGUAUCGAUGGAAUUAACAACUACACCUGUAUCUGUGAUGAUGGAUUUGAUGGCAGAAAUUGUGAUAACGAUAUUGAUUAUUGCCAAUCAUCUCCUUGUUCUCACGGAAAUUGUACCGAUCAGGUCUAUGGUUAUCGAUGCAGUUGUGUACCAGGAUACUCUGGAAAACAAUGCAGUGUGGACAUUAAUGAAUGUCAGUUAUCGCCUUGCUUAAAUGGAACGUGCCUUGAUUUAAUGAAUAAUUACAGCUGUAUAUGUAAAGCUGGCUUUACAGGGCGUGAUUGUGAUAUCCCGAUCACGCGCUGCAAUAACGACUCUUGUUAUCCUGGUGUACAAUGCUCAAAGAAUAACCUCACGAUAUCUUGUGGCUCAUGUCCAUCUGGCUAUACUGGGGAUGGAAAAAAUUGUAUAGACAUCGAUGAUUGUCAUAGUCAUACCUGUCGAAACGGAGCAACCUGUGUUGAUGGUGUUAAUGAUUACACGUGUUCAUGCGUGUUUGGCUUCACUGGACCCAAUUGUGAAACUGCGCCACCAACAACUGUCGAACCACGCACUAAGGAAUCAUCGACAGAAAAGAUGACAACAGACUCGCCUGAGACAGACGAACCCAAGACCAAAGAACCAACAACGGAGGAAAUCAAAACAGAACUUAUCUUCGAAUUACGUGUGAAGACGGAAUGGAAUGAUGAAUUAAACGAGAAAACCAGUGCAGCUUUCAAAAAGUUGUCUCUUGAAUUUGGAAAAGUGAUACGGGAGCUAUAUUCUGAGGAUGACAAUUUUAUUGCCGUAGAGAUAUUAUCAUUCGUGAAGGGAAGUGUUCUGGUUGAAUUUAAGCUAACUUUUAAAAAGAAGCUAGAAAAUUCAGAGGCAUUGACGCCACUUAAAGAGGGAAUAAAAGGUGGCCGGAUGGGUCCUUGGAGCGUUGAUCCUGAAUCCCUAAAAGUAAACGAGCAAGGAGAAGGACCGACGGAAUCAGGUUUUCCUUUGCCAAUGGUAAUCGGUAUUUCGUGUGGGGGAUUUCUUUUUCUUGCUCUCACUACAAUUUGCAUCGUUCGCCAAUGCCAGCGAAGCAAGGGUAAGAUCAAAUUAAAUAGGUCGGGUGUGAUGCCUACUGAAGUUCCGCUCCCUAUUCUCACCUCUAACGCCUUGAAUGAUGAAAAGGAUGGCAAUACUUCUCAUGAAGAAAAACCAGUCUCCCACAUUGGAAACAAUCGGUAUGACGCACUGGGCAUCUCGAAUGAAGCCGUGCAUUAUGAGAAACUGGGUGCCUCGAGUCCAUCUGCAAAUUGCUUUGAGGGUUUGGGUACCUUUAAUGAAGCCGAAAUCUCCUCCCUUAAAAAAGCUUAG